GCUAGCUGUCAAAAACAGUAAAGAUGGCGAACCGGACGGUAAAGGACGCGAAAUCAAUUCGCGGUACAAAUCCACAAUAUUUAAUAGAAAAAAUCAUCAGAGCACGUAUAUACGAUUCGAAAUAUUGGAAAGAAGAAUGUUUCGCUCUUACAGCAGAGUUGUUAGUGGACAAAGCGAUGGAAUUGCGCUACGUCGGCGGCGUGCACGGCGGUUUUAUUUACCCGACUCCUUUUCUAUGUUUAGUUCUCAAAAUGCUGCAGAUCCAACCUGAGAAAGAUAUUGUGGUUGAGUUUAUUAAGAACGAAGAAUUUAAAUAUGUGCGUGCAUUGGGCGCUUUUUACAUGCGCCUCACAGGAACGUCCGUAGACUGUUACAAGUACCUGGAGCCCUUAUUUAAUGAUAACCGCAAAUUGAGGCGUCAGAAUCGCCAGGGACAGUUUGAGAUAGUGCACGUAGACGAAUUCAUAGAUGAGCUGCUUCGUGAAGAACGUUUAUGCGACGUGAUACUGCCGAGGAUACAGAAACGGCAUGUACUGGAGGAAAACAAUGAGUUGGAGCCUAAAGUAUCAGCCCUGGAUGAUGAUUUGGACGAAGAUAUGCCCUCUGAUGACGAUAAUGACCCAGAAUCCAAAGAAAACCGAAGAGACAAGGACAGAAAAGAUAGGGACAAGAGGAGAGAAAGAUCACGAGACCGUGAUCGCAGGCCGAAAGACCGCAAACGGGAGCGCUCGCGCAGCAGAGAACGCGAACGGCGGCGAGAACGAGACCGCGAGAGGGAGAAGGAACGCGAGCGCGAGCGAGACCGCGACAGAGAACGCAGAGAGCGCGAACGUGAGAAAGAGAGGGAAAGGGAGAAGGAGAGAGACAGAGAGAGGAGGGAGAGGCGUGAGGUUGAGAGAAGGGACAGAGACAGAGGCGGGAGGUAUUAGUGAGAAUAAAAUCAUUUUA
Messenger RNA from Cydia strobilella, 948 nucleotides. It is a transcript of the gene Prp38, whose product is annotated as pre-mRNA-splicing factor 38. The record is from RefSeq and is a predicted model, not a curated record. Gene Ontology annotation, cellular component: precatalytic spliceosome. Lineage: Eukaryota; Metazoa; Arthropoda; Insecta; Lepidoptera; Tortricidae. The transcript is spliced from 2 exons. The coding region runs from base 24 to 929 and encodes 301 amino acids.